Molecule: messenger RNA, 2384 nt
Organism: Rhopilema esculentum
Lineage: Eukaryota; Metazoa; Cnidaria; Scyphozoa; Rhizostomeae; Rhizostomatidae
Product: DDB1- and CUL4-associated factor 15
Biological process (GO): protein ubiquitination
Cellular component (GO): Cul4-RING E3 ubiquitin ligase complex
Source: RefSeq, a predicted model, not a curated record
UCAUCAAAUCGAAUUUCCGCGAAAGUUGUGUUGUGUAAUACGAGGCUGGGCGGGAAGGAACGAUGGCCUAGCUGUUAUGAGAACGAGGGGCAACUUUGAGAGACGAGAUGCAGUCAAACUAUUCAGUUGUUCAGAAGCUUCUUACACGAGAGAUCACUGGAUACCUUUUUCAAAAGCAUUCCAGUGGGAAAAUGGGGAGAAUCUAUGACAAAUGCCCAGAGCAUCUACAGAUAUCAUUACGCAGCAUUAUAAGUCAGAAAAAUCUCCUUCUUGGACAUGUGAUUAUUGGCUUCUCAAGAGAUGGGAAAUACAUUCUUUCUUAUCAGUGCAGAAUAAUUGAUGAAAUGGAAGAUGGCUGCCCAUACCUAGGGUAUAAAUACUCUUUGAAUUGGUGGGAGUUCCACUUUAAAAUGCCUUCAAAAAAGGCACAUUUGGUCCCUUUGUUUGUUGGAGAAGACAUAGGGCAUGAACUGCAUUUGUUGAUCUGUCAGCCACCCUGUGGCAAGUACCUUGUAGUCCAUGGUAACAGCUCCAGCUUGAGAUCGUCUGUUGCAUAUGCUCCUUCACCGCGGUCGGCGCAAAGUUCAACGUGCUAUCUUACUGUCGCUCCAUCACCGUCAAAAUCUCAUAAGCACGCUAACACUGCAUCAAAGACCUUCAAAAUACGAAAAGCAUUUGCUUUACAUUUGAAAUAUGAACUUGUACCGCCGUAUCCCCCGUUUUUCCCAUCAGUUAACUUAAAACUUGACGAUACCAUUCUGAUAAAUUCCGGGGACCUUGUUUGUGCUCUAAGUGCAUAUCGAAAAGAUGAUGGCAGAACUGGGCAAGAGACAAUAUCCGGAUUGUUUGAGCCACUGAAUUGCAAUUCAGAUUGCUUCUGUCAUGUUUUAUCAAAUCAUGAAAAACUGAAAUGUACCAACCAGCCACACAGUGAACCUUCCGGUUGUGGAUGUGAUGUUUCCGAACCAGGUUUCCAAUCUUGGGCGGACAAAACUAGUAUGAUAAACAAAGAUUCACUUUCUAAUCAGUCGGUCGCUAGUGGAUCAGAUGUCUCAGAUAUAGAACGUUGUAAAGAUAGAGAUGAAAUAGAUACUGACGAUGGUGCGCGGGCAGAUGAUCCGGAUUCUGAGAAACAUUCGAGUCCGUAUUCGGAUGAAGAUUCCCCUGGACACACUUCUUGUUACCUUUUUUUCUAUAGCGAAAGAAAUCCCGCCAAUAGUGAUCAACACAGUCCCCCGUUUGACUGCACCAGCACUGCAUUCCCCCUGACAAUAACAACUGAUCAAGGUACAAAUGUACCACAGAUUGCAAGCCAUCGAUGUUCAACUGCUAGUCAUGCGAGUUCGCAUUUAAAGGAGGCAGUUGAAGAUGCCGACGUGAUUGUGAAGCAAGUUGUUUUCGAUGCAGAACAGUUCUUGGAUCGAAAGCUACGUAGCAUGGAUUCAAUAAAGGAAAGAUUUGUGUCUCUAAAGGAUUAUGACAUGCAGCUUGUUCAGGUUUGUGCCUGGAACAAAGAAGUUGUCAUUUUGCUCAAGGCGUUGGUACAUUUGAAUGGCAAGCUUGGCGACCGGUCAUCAAGUCCCCGUCUCUCUACAUAUAUGACCGGAUUUCUUCUCUCUUGGAACAUCAAAACAGGCACGGUUCUGGUGUUAGAUGAGCAGCCUCUUUUUGAAUAUCAGAAGCAAAAGUGCAAGUCUCGAUCGAUUUGCCAUGGCCUUGAACAGGCUGUUGACUUGCGACGCAAGAACUUUGUACCAACAUGCUUUCCUGCAAGUGUUUUAUCCUUUUCAAAUCACACUGUCUUCUCUGGAAAGUCAAUGAAGUACCUUUUGCAUCCAUUUCAACCCCUUGCCAUAGUUAUGUAACAUACUGAGUAAUUGGUGAGUUGCAAUAGGCAGGGUAGGUUCAUUAACUGUCUUGUGUUUGUACAUACCUUUCAAGGUUUAUUAGUAGUUAGAUUGUAUUCGGGAAUUACUUACUGCGUGUUUUGUAUCCCUUGAUAUUUUAAUAUGUUGUGGAUAAUGACAACCACGAACCCACACAUUUUAUUGUCACGCAGUUUGAUUUGAAAACAGUAUGAUAACUACUGUAUAAAAUAUAUCUUGAUAAGUGUACUUACAAUCCUUGCUCAAAGUAGCUGGAAGAACAGCACAAUAUUCAUGUCCUAAGUUUGACAACCUUAGAGUUGAACUACAUUUCAAGUAAUCAACGCUCUAGAUCUCUCUCCCCCUCUCCUUUCUGACCAUGUUGAUUCCUUUGUUAGAAAUGUUUAUGCUUCAAAUCUUGGUUAGAUUGUUACUGACAUUCAUGCAAUAUGGAUAUUAAGACGCAUUGUAAUGGGGGGAACAUUGUAAUGGGGGGCAUUGUGAUGGGGGACAUUGUGA